AACGCGAGAUCAUCGACAUCUUUUUAAAAUAAACACAUUAAAGUAUAGCACAUUACCAACGCUGACCUAUAUUUUAAUUGGUUCUUUUGAUGAAACAUAUUUUAGAAAACUGGCAAACAGGAGCUUCAACAACUUACAUACUUUUAUUUGAAUGAGUAAAUGGGGUAUAAUUGCUCGGCAACAAUUUCAUGUGUCGCUUCAAAGCAUGCCGAUCCAAUCGCUCUCUCAUAAUUACUCUGCACGUUUCUCCCUGCCACCUUUCUUCUCCAUGUCUCCCAGCUGGUGCCGUGUUCAUGUGUCGGCUCUGCCACCUCUUCUCUCCAAGUCGCGCCCAGUUGCUGUCCCACUGCUCCGCAGUGCACAGCGAGCAGCAGCAGCCUCCGGAUGAGAUCAUCGUCGCUCUGCGGCCCCUCGCAGCAGAGCCCGUGGACCCGUCUGCAGAGAGACCAGUGAAACGAAAACGAGGACGACCGAAAGGCUCGAAAAAGAAAUUGCGCACUGAUUUGAUAAAGAGCCAGGCUGAAUCUACCCAGUCUGAUGUUCAAAGAGACAAAGAAAAGGAGAAGGGAGAUGAACAAUGUAGCUCAGCACAAACUGGUAAAAGCCAUGACAGGAUACAGGGGCUUGAAUGUAGAGACUGCCAUCGCUCGUUCAGCAAUAGACGACAGAUACGGAAACACAUAUGCAUAAGAGAAGAGGAUGAGGAAGACGAAGAGGAUAAUGGAAGCCCCUGUGGUGGAGCAGGAAUGGAUGGUUGUGGGAGUCUGGACCCUAAGGGAGCGGAUCCACUCCAAAGCCCAGUAAAACCAGGACCCGUGAGAAAAAAAGGCUUUGGCAGCUUCAAACCCGUGAGAACCAGUCGACGCCGCACCUCUAAAGAAGGAGGUCCGACAACGGUAAACAAAAUGUCGGUCUUCAGUGUUGUUCUCACAGAAGAUGAAACACUUCCAGGUGUUUCUAAAAUGGUACCAGUUGAUGAAAGUUCAGAAGAGACCAUCCAACCUCAGUCUGCAGUUUUGCAGAGUCAGUCACAAGACCUUGCAAGUGAAGCCACAAUCUGCGAGGGUAACCCUGAAACAGAUCAGGAGCCAAGCAGUGUGAUCCCUUUGUCCACAACAAUACCAAGAACAACAACAACAGCAGCAGCAGCCAACAGAGGCUUCCAGGAAUAUUCUAUCAAGCAAGAUGCUACAAAUUUACUUCAGAGCCAGUUGAAGAUUUUUUCCUGUGAGUUCUGUAACAAGAUCUUUAAAUUCAGACACUCACUGAUGGCCCACCUCAGGACACACACCCAGGAGAAACCUUUUCAGUGUCCACACUGUGACUACGCAUCAGCCAUUAAAGCCAACCUCAGUGUCCACCUGAGGAAGCACACAGGAGAGAAGUUCAGCUGUCAGCACUGUCCUUUCAACUGCCUCAGCCCAGGACACCUCAAGGUGCACAUAGAGCGAGUCCAUCUGAAGGUGAAGCAGCACUGCAGCUUCUGUGAGAAAAAAUACUCUGAUGUAAAGAACUUGCUGAAACACAUUGAGAAGAGACAUAACAUGAAAGACCCUGCUAUACACCAGAGCUACCAACAACUAAGGUUGAAGACUCGUCAGGGCCUCAGGCAGCUCCUCUACCACUGUCCCACCUGUAACCGGCGCUUUAAGAACCUGCUGGAGAGGGAGCGUCACCUGUUGGUCCACGGCCCCCGGCCUCCCUUCGCCUGCCUCAUCUGUGAUCAUGCUUCAACGAAGAUGGCCACCCUCGCUGCUCACGUCAGGAAGCACCUCUUCCUUUACAUGUGCUGUGUGUGUGACGGCAAGUUUGUCAGCUCCCAGAGACUGAGGAGUCAUUUGAAAGAGUCUCACCAAGCGUUCGACCAGGAGCAGGCCUUCACAGACUGCAUCAACAUCAGCUACUACCUGGUGCAGCCAGGAGGAGGAAUGUGGGGGGAAGAUGAGAGGGAAGAAACAGGGAAAGGGAUGAAGGGAGGAUGGCCAAGGAUAGAGCAGGAGGGUGAAGAUGAGAGGAUGACGGAGGAGGCCACACAGAAUGGUGUCGGAGUGGACGAGUGUUGCGAUGGGAAAGUGGAGAGGCUGAAGGUGGCAGCAGGCAAAGGCCUGGAGCAAGAUGAGGAAGAAGCUGAAUCUCCGGUUGAAAGAGCAGAAAAAGUGCCGGGGAAAGAAGGAGAAAUGGAAAACGGAAGUGAACAGCAAGGUUCCCAAGAUGGGCUCCAUCAAGCUGUUUCUACAGGAAGCACAACUCCCUCUGACCAAAAGGAUGAAGAAACUGCUGCCGAAAAGUCCCAGGACAACACGGCCGACACGGGCACCCCUUCAACUGCAGAUGAUACACAUGCAGCAGAGAGCCGUCACACACCUCUGUUAGAGAAUAGCAAUCAGGAAAACACAAACCCAUCUGAUGAGAACACACCAACCCCUUCAGGGGAAAAUGGUCAAACACUUUCAGAAGGUGUGACGGAUGCUUUCCAACAGAGUGCGUUCCAGAAGGUGAUCUCAUCACUUCAGAAGACUCCGCUCAAUAUGGAGUCUUUCCAGCGACUCAGGAAAAUUUAUGGGGAACUGGAAUGUCAAUACUGUGGUAAACUGUUCUGGUACAAAGUCCACUAUAAUGCCCAUGUACGCACGCACACCAAGGAGCACUCGCAUUACUGUUCAAAGUGUAGCUACUCGUCCAUCACCAAGAGCUCUUUGAAGCGCCACCUGAUCCAGAAGCACAGCGGUUUGCUGCUGCCUUGUUCACAUCCCGCCUGUCAAUACACCACACCUGACAAGUACAAACUUCAGGACCACCUGAAGACACAUCAGGAGCAGGGGCAGUCUGUGACUUGUCCUGUCUGCCAGAAGAGUUAUUCCCAGCGAAGACUUAAGCAGCACAUCAAAGCAUCCCACCCUGAAACGCUGCCGAUGCAGGGAAAGGGACUGAUGGUUCAGCGGGCAGAGAAGUGCCCCUACUGUGACUCCUACUUCUUAAAGAACAGCAGUGACUUUCAGCGGCACAUCUGGUUCCAUCAAGGUGUGAAGCCCUUCGUCUGCCACAUGUGUGACUAUGCAGGCCGCAGUCGGAGUAACCUGAAGACUCACAUGAACCGACACAACACAGAGAGACAUCACCUCUGUGACCUGUGCGGUAAAAAGUUCAAAUCUAAAAACACGCUCAAAAGCCACAGGCUAAGCCACUCUGAUGAAGGGAAGCGGUUUAAAUGCUCAGAGUGUGACUUCACCUCAGUCUUCAAACCUUCGUUGCUCAGACACAUGGAGCAACACGCUCAGUACAAGCCGUUCCGCUGUGCUCACUGCCACUACUCUUGUAACAUCGCUCGUCCCUUAAAACGGCACUACAACAUGAAACACCCAACCCAGAAAUAUCAGAAUGUCGGACCUGGACUGCCCAACCCUGAUGCUCUGAAACAGCAAGGUGGUAUGAAGUGUCCUGAAUGUGAGUUUGUUUAUGGCACCAAAUGGGAGCUGAACCGCCAUCUGAAGCGCAAGCACAGCCUAAAAGUGGUGGAAGGUUCCUGGGAGGUUGGGGAGACAGUAGAGGCGCAGUUUGUGGCUUUGGAGGACGAAGAGCAGCUGACAGAAGUAACUGUAGCAUCCCUGCAGGACAACGUCGAUAUCCAGCAGACCACUGAAUGCAAUUCAGAGACUCUCAACGCCGUCACUUCAAUGGUCGCCAUGGCUCCGGGGACGGUUACCGUUGUACAGCAGGUGGCUGGCGAGCAGGAGGACGAUGAGUGCACAAACCAGCUGAUGGUGGUGAAUGCAGACGGGGAUCUAAGUGGUGACCAAGUGAUGGUUGUGGAGGACGCAGAGAGCCUGGAGGCUCUGUCAGUUCUCGCUCAGGGAGACAACACUCACCACUAUAUCGUCUACGUCCAGGAACACACUGUAGAAAUCAACUAGUAAUUCUUGCCUUUUAACAUCUGCUGAUUCAUCAUGUCGACAGAGUUUACAAGAGUGUAGUAAUAUAAAAUGUACCAAUGGACAAUGUAUUCAGGAUUUAAUGAGAAAUUCCUUAAUAAGAUUUAUUUUUCAGUCACUAAAUAAUUUGUAUGAUUAUAUGCAAUAUUUUGUACUUGCAAGAUUAUAUUUGAAUAAACGCUUGUCCUGAACUGCUCGAU
Messenger RNA from Pungitius pungitius (ninespine stickleback), 4129 nucleotides. Its product is annotated as zinc finger protein ZFAT-like. Gene Ontology annotation, molecular function: RNA polymerase II cis-regulatory region sequence-specific DNA binding; DNA-binding transcription factor activity, RNA polymerase II-specific. The record is from RefSeq and is a predicted model, not a curated record. Gene Ontology annotation, biological process: regulation of DNA-templated transcription. The coding region runs from base 189 to 3911 and encodes 1240 amino acids. NCBI's taxonomy places the organism in Eukaryota, Metazoa, Chordata, Actinopteri, Perciformes, Gasterosteidae. The transcript has 23 exons.